Messenger RNA from Fraxinus pennsylvanica, 549 nucleotides. The record is from the annotation of a GenBank genome assembly. NCBI's taxonomy places the organism in Eukaryota, Viridiplantae, Streptophyta, Magnoliopsida, Lamiales, Oleaceae.
AUGGAUACUAAUUUUCAGUAUCAAAACCCUAACCCUAACCCUAAUCAAGAAAUUAUCAACCAGCCGUUUGAUGAUUAUUACACGUUUGAAGAUGGCUUUGGAGAAGAUAUUUUCUUGAAAAAUACGGUCAUCCCGGCUGAAAACAUCGUCAAUGAAUCUUCGAAUUCAAGUCGAUUGGCCAAUAACAUGCAACAUAGAUCAAGAGAGAAGAAAUACAAGUCACAAAGCGAGUGUAGGUUCGUGUUUAGAACCAAAUCAAAUAUGGAAAUCAUGGACGAUGGAUUUAAAUGGAGAAAAUAUGGGAAAAAGGUGAUCAAGAACAGCCCGAAUCCGAGGAACUAUUUUAAAUGCUCAGAUGGUGGAUGCAAUGUGAAGAAAAGGGUAGAAAGGGAUAGGGAUGACUCAAGAUAUGUGAUAACAACCUAUGAAGGAGUGCACAACCAUGAAUGCCCAAAUUGUGUGGUCUAUUGCAAUAACCAAAUGCCUACUCAUGAAUGGAAUUUACACCAACCUUCAUCUCUCUCUUUCUCUUCUGCUUCUGAACCAUAA